CCUCCAUAGAGAGCCCAGACUCGGCUAUGAUUCCGGAAAUCCCCAACCAAUACAUGGACCUGGAUGCUGUCUUCUCCAAGACCAGGGCAACUCACCUUCCUCCUCAUCGUCCCUGGGAUUGUGCAAUCAACCUCCUGCCAGGCCGGUGAUUCCGGGUCCCAUGGCUGAUGCGGUCCCUGGUGGUACGCCACCACCGGCGCUGGAGAUCGAUGGUUCCCCUGCCUACCAGGUGAGGGCGCUCCUGGAUUCCAGACGCCGUCAAGGUCGCAUGCAGUACCUGGUGGACUGGGAGGGGUAUGGGCCUGAAGACCAGAGCUGGGUCCCCUCUUCCGACAUCCUAGACCGUACUCUCAUUUCAGAAUUCCACCAGUCUCAUCCUGACAGACCAGCACCUCGCCCGAGAGGUCGUCACCCCCUUCGCUCGCUUCGCACGGCUGGAGCCGUGCCUCAGAGGGGGGGUACUGUGACAAACCUGGCAACAACACCGUUGCCUCCGUCAAGACAAUUCCCUCAUCAUCUCAGACAAUCCAGUCAAUCAUCCGCUAAUUCCCUCAACCAAUCAACCAAUCAGCGCCCGGCCUCACCAGAGUACUAAGACUGUGACUCAAUUAUCACGUGCACCUGCAAUCAAGCAAUCACCCUGAUCACAUGUUCCACCUGUUGCUGUAUUUAAACCUGAACUUUCAUUCACCAUGUGCAGA
Messenger RNA from Engraulis encrasicolus (European anchovy), 701 nucleotides. RefSeq names its product chromobox protein homolog 7-like. The transcript is spliced from 2 exons. Gene Ontology annotation, molecular function: chromatin binding. NCBI's taxonomy places the organism in Eukaryota, Metazoa, Chordata, Actinopteri, Clupeiformes, Engraulidae. The record is from RefSeq and is a predicted model, not a curated record. Bases 161 to 595 code for a protein of 144 amino acids. Gene Ontology annotation, cellular component: pericentric heterochromatin. Gene Ontology annotation, biological process: negative regulation of transcription by RNA polymerase II; chromatin organization.